ACUCAUUUCCCACUUCAUUCCUCUCAUGGUCAGAGUGUGCACGGCUGUUUGGGUAAUGGGUUAAGUCUGAUAGUCCCGAUAUUCGUUCUUACGGCCAACACCUGAGGAAGGAGCAGCUGCAAUGAAACUGCCGGAGCUCGCCGUCUGACGUACAUGCCAGUGCUGUAGGCUAGUGGGCAGGGAGAACAAGACGACUGCGUUUAGGCCUUCAGCAACCGUGUCUUUUGUAGCCUCUCAAAAAUAACCAGCGCCAUCGUGGUUGCUCGUUGGAGCACCCAAAGUUUCCAAAGCCAUAGCUGGCUCCUUCUCUCUCACUCACUUACUGGUUAUUUGAGGUGCGCUGCAGACUUUGGAGUUCAUUUUUCGGUGAAUUAUGGUACUGUGAGGCCUAGUCCGACGCACCGAGGAGGACAAGGAGGAAGAUGCUUAAUAGGUUGGGUAGGCGUUACUUUUGCACUGCUGCUCCACAGCCGUGGCUAUUUGUGGGUUUGGGCAAUCCCGGCAAUAAGUACAAAGGAACUAGGCACAAUGUGGGGUUUGAGAUGAUUGAUGUUUUUGCUAAUUCUCAAGGAAUUGAAAUGAGCACGGUGCAUUGCAAAGCUAUCUUCGGGCAAGGUUUCGUUGGUGAAGUUCCUGUUUUUCUUGCAAAGCCUCAAACUUACAUGAAUUUGAGUGGUGAAUCUACAGGACCACUUGCUGCUUAUUAUAAGCUACCUCUCAAUCGUGUGCUAGUGUUCCACGAUGACAUGAACUUACCAUGUGGGGUACUUCGUCUUCACCCAAAUGGAGGUCAUGGAUGCCACAAUGGGGUGAAGAGUGUAAUGUAUCACUUUCGUGGGAACAGAGAAUUUCCUCGGCUAAGAAUCGGUAUCGGGAGGCCUCCUGGUCAAAUGGAUCCCAAGGCAUUCUUGCUCCAGAAAUUUAAUGCAACGGCUCAAGGACGAAUUGAUGCUGCUUUACAAGAGGGAGUUGAUAUAUUGAAGGUGCUGUUAUCUGAAGGUUUGGCAGAGAGUGCGAGACGCUUCAACUCAGAGCAAAAAUACAAGCAUAUGAGAUUAGAGACUACAAUGGCAACAUGAAUUUGUAAAUGAGUAUAUAUAUAUAUAUAUAUAUAUAUAUAUAUAUAUAUAUAUAUAUAUGAUUGAUUUGAUUUUUUAGGACCAGUCUAUCUUUCUGCUUCAAGUUUCAUUUCGUGAAUGAAGAAGGUAGAGAGAGAGAGAGAGAGAGAGAGAGAGUGUGUGUGUGUGUGUGUGUGUGUGAGACUCAUCAUAUCUCAAAAGUUUUGUUUUGCAUUGACUGGACUCAAUUGUCCAUGACUGGAGGUUCGCAUCUCCUGUGCACGUGGUGCAUGAGUUUAUCGUUAAAACAGCAAAUAUCCAAUUCGCUUUACAGCGGAGGCUGGAGAGUGGCUCAGUCUAAUUUGUUAUUGAUUUUAUGUCCGAUAAAAACAUUUGAAAAAAAGAGAGAAAUAGUGACUGACUGCCCAGAGUGCUUUGUGGGCCCAAUCUUCAGCCAUCCUCGCUGUCUCUUGCGGCUUCACUUUAUGACCAAAGACCUCCACACGCAUUCAAGGAAGGUGGACUCAAACUCUCCCCUAUAAACACUCAACUCAAAGGCGUCCUUCUUUUCAUAGUAACUUCAUAACUCUUUUUUGGAAAAUUGAACUUAAAAAAUAGAAUUGUAAGAUUCUUCUUUAUAUACAAGAAAUAUUGUGAGAUGAGAGUUUAAUUUAUUUUUAGAAUCUUGAAUGUAUAGAUAAAUGUUCUUAAUCAUUUUAGCUAUAAGUCCUUUUAUUAUAAAAUAAAUCUUUUAAAAGGAAAAAAAAUCUACUCAUAAAAAAGUUCAUGAAAUAAACUGGAUACAUUUUAUGGCAAACUUAUUUACCUUAAAAAAAUAGAGUGAAAACAACCUUAUUGAAAAUUUAAAAAUAAAAAUCCUUAUUGAAAAUUUAAAAAUAAAAAUCAAGUCAACACAAAAAUCAAGAAGAAAAUAGGAUUUGUAGAGUUCAUAUUAUAUACACUUGCUCACUAAAGCAGAAUUCCACUUGUAUGAAAGUAAAAUCAUUAGGGCACUAAAAUAAAGCAGAGAAGAGUGAACCAUGGCCGUGAUGUCCAGGCAGUUGAAAGGCGCGUGAGGAGUUAUCAGUUCGUGCUGAGCAUAUUAUUAUUACACCAUACCCCUGAAAUCUGUCCGGACUCGCAUCCCACACCCAUGCUCCCCUCUCAAUACCAACAAACUUUUAAAAAAAAAAAAUUUAUAAAAAUUAAAUCUA
Prunus persica (peach) is the source of this 2272-nucleotide messenger RNA. RefSeq names its product peptidyl-tRNA hydrolase, mitochondrial. Lineage: Eukaryota; Viridiplantae; Streptophyta; Magnoliopsida; Rosales; Rosaceae. Gene Ontology annotation, molecular function: peptidyl-tRNA hydrolase activity. Bases 423 to 1079 code for a protein of 218 amino acids. The record is from RefSeq and is a predicted model, not a curated record. The transcript is spliced from 9 exons.